Nothobranchius furzeri (turquoise killifish) is the source of this 2568-nucleotide messenger RNA. Its product is annotated as endophilin-B1. Gene Ontology annotation, cellular component: cytoplasm. Lineage: Eukaryota; Metazoa; Chordata; Actinopteri; Cyprinodontiformes; Nothobranchiidae. The record is from RefSeq and is a predicted model, not a curated record. Gene Ontology annotation, molecular function: protein binding.
AUUUUAACACACCUUUUAACGUCCAUAUCACGGUUUUUGCACAUUUGAUAGCAUAAAAAAGUCAGUCCAGUGGAAAUUUCUUACAGGAUGUUAGGAUGACAUCACGAUCAGGUGCGUGCUGGUGCUAACCGAGUCGGGCUGUUCGGGUGAAGGGUUUAACAUGCCGAGGUCCGCUAGCUGUUUUCGGACACUCGGUUAGCUCCGUCCCGCGUGUCCGUCUCGUGGGAGACUGUUAUGGAUUUUACGCGGCUGGCUGUGGAUGCUGGUCAGUUCAUUAACCGGGCUGUUCAGUACACCGGAGGAAGUCUCGGUCAGGCGGACAGCACUGAGUUGGACCCGGGGCUGGAGGAGCUCCUGGCCCGGGUGGACACCACUAAGACCUGGACGGACAAGAUCAUUUCACAGGUGGAGGUUUCACUGCAGCCUAGUCUGGGAGCUCGGUUAGAGGACCGGCUGUAUGAGCAUCUGGAAUGGAGCGUCGCUCCUCGGCCACGUGCACACGAGUUACUGGGAGAUGACAUGACCCAGGCGGGACUGGAGAUUGGAUCCAGCACCCCGUACGGAAUGGCACUGAUCCAGUGUGGAGAAGCCCAGAAGCAGCUCGGAGAGGCUGAGAGGAGGUUUAUGAAAAGCACCAACGUCCAUUUUCUCACCCCACUGCGGAGGUUCACUGAGGGGGAAUACAGACUCAUACAGAAUGAGCGUAAGAUGUUGGUGAACAAGCGUUUGGACUUGGACGUAGCUAAACGCAGGCUGAGGAAAGCCCACGAGGCCGACAGGGAGGCCAGACAUUUAAAUGCAACCCCAGUAGAGGAUGACUACUUGUCACAUGUCUCCUUUAUGUUCAGCUUCCUGCGUGUUAAAUGGCUUAAGAUGUGGGCUCAGGAAAUCUCUCAGGCAGAGAUGGAGCUGAGGAUCUGUCAGAGUCUUUUUGAUCGACAGACCGAUGUCACAAAACGAGUUGUUGGCGGACUCGACGACGCUCACACCAACCACAUGCGGAGCCUCGCAGACUUUGUGGAUGCUCAGUCUUCAUAUUUUGCUGAAUGCAACCAACACGCUCAGGAACUUCAACGACAGCUGUCCAGGUUUCCAGCCGUUCUUUGCUCCAAUAACUGGCAGUCUACAGUCAAUAAUAGCGUAAAUUUGCCGAGCAGGCGCGUAGCGGACGAUGAGCCUCUAAAGUUGGAUCAGGUCACGCCAACAACCAGAGUUCUUCCAGACAUCAACCAGGACUCAUUAGUCAUUAAUUCUUCUCCUAAAACUGAUUCAGUUUCAUCUGCCAACAUGAACCAAAGCAACAACAACAACAUCUCAUCCACUCAGAGCCCUGUGGACCAGUCAGCUGUUAAGAGGCGGUUAUUUGCCAGUCAGACGUUGGAUCAUGUUUUUAGAUCGAUCCAAACAGAAGAGAAACAAUCUCCUAGUGGGACGAGCAACACGUGUGUGACAGCUGCUCCAGCGUCUGACCAGGCUGUCGGCAUCUCGGGAAACGAAGAUGCAGGAGGAGGAACAACCCGAGCUGCUUCCCCCCCUUCACAGGUCAGUGAUAUUCAAAUGGAGCCUCAGAUGGAGAACUCAGAAGCCGAUGACUCUCCGACUCCCAGUGAUGUGGGUCCUCGUCCUGCAGAUCAUAAUCACAGUUAAUGAGGUGAAAACAUGUCGGCUGGCUCUGAAAUCAUCUGGAGAGCAAGGGUCUGUGUAAAUUAAACAACAUAACAUCAAAAUUAUGUAGCAAGUGUCCUAGUGAGGUUGUUGUGUCAAAGACAUAAAAUCACAACGAUGUAAAAAAAAAUCGAGUUAUUAUGGAAUCUGUGUUUAAAACUGGAUUUUAAGUGUUUGUCUUCACAACUAGAAGUCAGAAUUGUCUGUUUAUGACCUGAUGGUGUAGAGUUCUGAUGUAUAUAAAGAGCCACUUUGUGCCAAGUGUGCACGUGUGUUUGAGCGUAGCUGUUCACGAGUGACACGGAUCUGGAACACCUCCAUAAAGAACGGCCUGCAUGUCACCCAGUCGUGUUUUGACUGGUGUUUCUACAAGCUGAGGUCAUUUUCCAUAUGAAUCAGUCACUUGUGUUUAUGUGUGUUUCAUGUGAAGCUCAAGAUGUGACAACACUCCAGCUUACACAGAACCCCUUUGCGUCUUCUGGGUUUCCUCAUUUAAAACACCCAAUUCACCUCCUUUUACCCUUUCACCCCAUUAACACCACCCCCAUAGGUAUGUCUCCGAGUCCAGAUGUUGUUGAUUUUCUUCCUGAAGGCACCUCUGCUCCACUGUGAUGUGGCUCCAACUUUGGGACUCUUGAUGGAAACCAAGAAGUAGAGUUCUGACGUAAUCUCCCACCCAGCAGGCUUAAGUUUUUGUCCAAAUACAUAAAGAUAUUUGUGGGUUUGGUUUGCACUCAAGUUCUACUCUGGCAGAUUUAAACUUGUGAUUCAGUCACUUUGUUGAGCCAUUUUCUGUGCCAGGUCAAAGUUUUUACGGUUUUGUUUUGAGGCUGUAGAAAUAAAAUGUGCAGUGAUGAUGUCAUACAACACUUUGUCAUAUAUGGAAUAAAUCUCUGCUCAGAA